Messenger RNA from Arabidopsis arenosa, 287 nucleotides. The record is from the annotation of a GenBank genome assembly. Lineage: Eukaryota; Viridiplantae; Streptophyta; Magnoliopsida; Brassicales; Brassicaceae.
CCUAAAGUUAUCAAGAUACACACACAAAAGCAAAAAAAUGAAGGCACCGUCACAACAAGACAUGACUUACUAUGGCAAUGUCAAGAAACAGCAAGAGGAACACGGCUGCUUAUACGCAACGUUUUACGGGUUGUUCUGUUGCUGUUGCUGCUACGAGAAGUGCAAGUGUUGUUGCUGCUGCGUUUGAUUUCUAUGUAUCAUCAUCUCAAAAUUAUUCUCAUUAUGUGUCCCUCGCAUUUAGCUCUUUUAGAUCUACUUAGUCUUGCGAAUAAAUCUAUAUGUAUGUU